AUGAAAGCAAUCAUUCUUGUUAUAAUUUUUAUAGCCCUCGCUGUCUCACUUCAAGCAGCUUUUGAUGUUGCAACAGCACAUACCCUCAAACAAUACCCGUCCUACACUCUUUUCACUAGGUCAAUAGCUUCCUUGGGAAUAGAAUCCCCAUAUAUAGGACAGUAUGCAGGGUACUUUAAAUGUGAUCUUACUCAACAAAACAUAUUCUACUGGUUUUUUGAAAGCAGAUCUAAUCCGGCUACUGACCCUUUGAUUUUAUGGUUAACUGGUGGGCCCGGUUGCUCGUCAAGUUACGGAUUGUUUUUUGAAUUGGGGCCCAGUUCAAUCAAUACCGAAGUCAAGCCGGUCCAUAAUCCUUGGUCGUGGAAUUCAAAUGCUUCUGUUAUAUUUUUGGACCAACCUACUUACACGGGGUUUUCAUAUGGAGGCAUACCGGCACUAAACACCGAUACUGCAACUCAACUGAUAUACAUGUUUAUUGAGUUUUUCCUUGACCGUUUUCCCCAGUUUAGGAAGGUCAAAUUUCACAUUGCUGGCGAGUCGUAUAGUGGACAUUACAUCCCCAACUUGGUAUCUACUUUCAAACGGAAUCUGAGAACAAUUACAUUCAAUCUCACCUCUGUGCUCAUAGGGAACGGGAUUAUAGACCCAUUGACACAAAUUGGUGCAUAUAGGCCUAUGGCUUGUGGUGAAGGUGGGUACAAGAAACUUCUCAAUUCAAGUGAAUGUCAAUACAUGGAGGAAAAGUAUCAAGUGUUCAAAAAGAUUGACGAGUUGUGCUACAAGUAUGGUGAGGUUUCGUCAUGUGUAUAUGCUAGAAGGUUGGGCAAGGAAGUGGGCGCACCGUUUUCUCGACUUGGUCUCAACCCGUAUGAUAUUCGCAAAGAAUGUGUGGCCAACACCUCUGAUUGCUAUGUUGAAUCCCAACCAAUUGACCAAUACUUGAACCUUGCAAAUGUGAAACAAGCACUCGGCGUGCCUGAAGCAACUGAGUUCCAAAUGUGUAAAGAUUCUGUUGCAUUUCCAUUUGAAGUUUAUGGAGACAACAUGCGACCAUCACAACAAUACCUUCAAAAUUUAUUAGAGGAUGAUAUUCCAGUGCUCAUUUAUUCUGGCGACAAGGAUUUUGUUUGCAGUUGGGUCGGUUUAUUACAGGUUUGUGAUAAGCUAAACUAUAAACAAUUUGAGCAACAACAGUUGCGUCCUUGGCGGACAAAGAGUGGCGGCGCCAUUGCUGGAGAAGUGAAAAAUUAUGACAAAUUGACGUUUGUGAGAGUCUAUGAUGCUGGACACAUGGUUCCCUUUGACCAACCUGAAGCAAGUCUUGAUUUGGUUAAUCGUUGGAUCAAUGGCGAUUUAGCCUUUGAGUAG
This is a messenger RNA of Lodderomyces margitis, 1371 nucleotides long. RefSeq names its product S10 family peptidase. The record is from RefSeq and is a predicted model, not a curated record. NCBI's taxonomy places the organism in Eukaryota, Fungi, Ascomycota, Pichiomycetes, Serinales, Debaryomycetaceae. Bases 1 to 1371 code for a protein of 456 amino acids. The transcript has a single exon. Gene Ontology annotation, cellular component: fungal-type vacuole. Gene Ontology annotation, biological process: proteolysis. Gene Ontology annotation, molecular function: serine-type carboxypeptidase activity.